Didymodactylos carnosus is the source of this 849-nucleotide messenger RNA. NCBI's taxonomy places the organism in Eukaryota, Metazoa, Rotifera, Eurotatoria, Philodinida, Philodinidae. The record is from the annotation of a GenBank genome assembly.
AUGACUAAUAUAUUCGCUCGCAUGGAUACCAUCAUUCAAUGUGGUAAACACGAAUUUUAUAAGGUAAAUCCAAACGACGUUGGCACUCUGAAUAAACUUAGCUUUAAAAAUGCAGCUGACAAGCCAAUUAACAUGUUUUAUUACCGUAAACCGUGGGAACGUGUUAAGCCUACCUUAAAUAUGUACAAUAUGCAAUAUCCCAAUUGUAAACAAGGUAUUUAUUCAUUUCGUUCGAAGUUUGUGCCAGCUACACCGCCAUUAACCGAACAAAGAAUCUCUUCUACAGUAAAAAUAAGAAAUGCACCAAACGAUAAUGUUGUACAGGCUGAGAAAAGUGUAGUAUACAGUUAUGACAACAAAAAUCGUUCAUUUAGUCCGGAAUAUUUAGCCCUUAAUUCUGCGCCUGCAAUGCGCAAUUUGUCACACACACAAACAUCUCAGCGUCACGUUGGAGUUCAAUGCACUCGACUGUUACCCAAUAAUCACCACGAUAAUGGACUUCGGUUGGAAGACAUGUCUACACGUCAACAAACAUUUGUAAUCCAACCUGAAUCCUAUCGUUUUGUUGUACACGCUAACCCGCAGCUUGUCUGUACAUAUGAGACUUUGGAUGUUGUUCCUGAAAGGACAAUGUCAAGUCCAAAAUGUCCCGUGCUGAAAGAACAGCGCAACAUUUAUCCACGUUCACCACGACUUGUUACCCUUGACCCUACGGAUGAGCUCGAUUACACGAAAUGCGAAGAAAAACGAGCUGUCUGCUUUCGAAAACCAAAAUAUCAUCAAAGUCCUUGUACUCUAUUGCCGUCAAAGCUUAAAAUGGUUUAUGUUAAAUACGAUGCAUUGAUAUGA